AUGGCGACCUCGGCUUCUGCCGCUUCGUCUUCGUGGGCGUCUCUCCCGCCGGCGCUGUCUCCUCAGGACUUCUGCCUGGUGCACUCGCCGUCGGACCGCGAGCAGCAAGAGCUCCACUCCCGCCUCCCUCACCUCCUCCCCACGAGCUUCACGACUGUGCGCCUCUCUCCUCUCUCUCUGCUGCAAAUGCUUCUGCACGCGAGACAGGGAAUCCCCCUCGAGGUCAUGGGCCUCAUGCUCGGCUCUGUGCACCCAGUCGCGCCUGCGUCUGCCUCGUCCCUUGCCUCGCCAGGCGCCUCUUUCCAGGCGGCCUGCGACUACGCCUUUGCUGUCCACUCCGUUUUCCGCUUGCCAGUCGAGGGGACGGAGACGCGCGUGAACGCAGGUGCGGAGGCGAAUGAAUACAUGGUCAACUUCAUCCAGCGCGCCGAAGAGGCGUUUUCCCCGUCUCCCUGCACAGACCCCGGCGAGGACGAAGGCCUCGGGCUCUGCGUCGUGGGAUGGUAUCACAGCCAUCCUGGCUACCGCUGCUGGCUGAGUGGCGUCGACGUGGAGACGCAGAAACUGCAUCAACGCGGCCAAGACCCGUUCCUCGCGAUCGUGGUGGACCCUACGAGGACGCUAGCAACCGGCGAAGUAGAUAUUGGAGCCUUUCGAUGCUACCCGGAGAACGGCCACGACCGCCAAUCGGUGCAAAAGACCCGACACGAGCAGGCAGGAGUGCCUGUGGAGAAGGCCCACGACUUUGGCGUCCACUGGAGAGAGUACUACAAAUUGAACGUCGACCUUCUCUGUUCGUCUCUGGACGCGCUGCUCAUUGAGAGGCUCUCCGAGGCAGCCUGGUUUGCGCCUCUCCUUCGCGGACCGCACGAUCAAACGGCUGCAACUCGGCGAGCGUACCGCACGUCUCAGAUCUUCAACGUCGCGAGAAAGGCUCGCCAAUCAGAAGCUUCGUUCGUCCCGGCUCUCCCAAAGCCUUGCCCGUCCCUUGCCGUCCAUGAUCCACACACUGGGCCGUCUCCUGUCUCUUCGAGUUCAAGUCCCCACACUUUGCGGCCGCCCCAGGAAGAUCCUGCCUCGUCUUCCGCCUCGCGCGCAGGGAGGAUAGAGGAGAGUCUCCUCUCGCGGCCGGGAGCGCAGGAGCGCCUGGCGUCUCUGGCGGCGGAAGAGGAACAGACGGAGCGCAUGCAGCAACACGCCCUUGCGCUGCUUCAGUCGCGGCUCGAGAAGAAAUACGUCGCGCGUCUCGCGCAGUGCGGAGAGCCGGGCGCCGAAGAAGAGGACGAGGACGGCCUCGACGCAGUGCUGCGGGAGGCGCACCAAGUCGCGUGUGAUCAGAGACGCUCUGUCAUCUCUGCGACUGUUGCAGACACCAUCUUCGGUCCUGAAGCUGAGAGCAGGACGUGGCUAGCGAUAAAGCGGCGACUCCGAGAGGAGAGGGAGAGGCGGUCGUGCCCACGCCCCUGUCGGCCGGGGUCUGCGCGGCUUUGA
Molecule: messenger RNA, 1491 nt
Organism: Neospora caninum
Lineage: Eukaryota; Apicomplexa; Conoidasida; Eucoccidiorida; Sarcocystidae
Product: Mov34/MPN/PAD-1 family proteasome regulatory subunit, probable, related
Exons: 7
Coding region: 1-1491 (496 amino acids)
Biological process (GO): protein deneddylation
Cellular component (GO): cytoplasm; COP9 signalosome
Molecular function (GO): metallopeptidase activity; protein binding; deNEDDylase activity
Source: RefSeq, a predicted model, not a curated record